Messenger RNA from Cuscuta campestris, 965 nucleotides. The record is from the annotation of a GenBank genome assembly. Lineage: Eukaryota; Viridiplantae; Streptophyta; Magnoliopsida; Solanales; Convolvulaceae.
UUAGUAAAAUUUGCACUAAAUAGGACCAAAACAUAAUACUUUCCUACUCAAUUAAUUAACCAAUGCUCGAUGCCUUGAUACAUACGGAGUACGUAGCUAGUAGUGAUACGUAUAAGUAGUAAUUAAGGCGCGACCGACCUUAUAUUAUUAUUGAUUGCCAUUUUCCAUUUCUUCCACUCCCAUUUAUUUUGAUCUUCAUGAUGUUCAUAAAAUCCAUAGACCGCUUUUUCUGUUUCUCCCCUGCCUCCACCGCUGCCGCCCAACCCGGCCGCCGCCGCGUGGAACGACUCGGCGGCGGCCACACGCCCAGGAGCAGAAACAGCACCUCGCAGUCUUCGUCUCCUUGGGUUAACCCCGUCGUAGAGUCUCGCCGGAAAAGCUCCUCCGACGUCCCCGAUAACCUCCGGAGGAGCGGUACAUCUGCCGCCGCCGCCGCCACUCCGCCUGGUUCCCCCUUCAUUGAUCACUUGCUGGCAAUUAAUUCCAAGAAUGUCAAAGCAGCCUUGUUCAAGAAGAGGCAGAGCUCCAACGAGCCUUCCGGCGUUCUACGCCGGCCGUGGCCGGCGUCGAAAUUCCCGACGGCGACACCCAAGAACUCGAAUAAGGCUGACAGCUUGUCGUCAACUCCCAUCCCCCGCCGUAACCAUCAGGUUGUGGAGUUGAGGGUGUCAAUUCAUUGCAAGGGUUGUGAACGAAAAGUGAAGAAACAUCUCUCCAAAAUGGAAGGAGUGACGUGGUACAGUGUAGAUGCAUGCACACAGAAAGUGACGGUGGUGGGAGAGGUGAGUCCGUUGGGAGUGCUGGUCAGCAUUUCCAAGGUGAUGAAGAACGCACAGUUCUGGUAGUCCAGCUGCUACCUAGCUAGCAUACUCCGAUCCAUAUACUGUACUUUUUAUUUGGUUUUUACUUCUUCAUCUUUCGAACUUAUUAUAAUCAUAAAUGUAUAAUAAUGAUAGUAUGUAUAU